AAUUAUUAAAUAAUAAUUCCUUUGGAAGUAUUAGAAAAGUAAAUUUGUUUAUAUGACUUACGUGAACUAAACCAUAAUUAUACAGGAGUACAAAUUAACCAAAUAAAUAUUACAAUAGAUUACUAUUUAUUAUAAUAGUAAGAUAAUUUGUGACCUCAAUAAAUUUACCCAAUAAAGGACCUUAAUAUAUUUGGGUGAAAUCUUCUACCCACCGUUUCGUUUAGUAUUUAUCGCGUCAUGUUGCCGGUAAGACUACAGUGGAGCCGAAUUUUGUGCCGCAGUCACUUGCGACAGACAUGCGUCCCGUUGACCCGUAAUGACCUAAGUCAACCGGUUCGAUAUCGCACUGAGUCUAAAGUGGUUCGUUCGCCGUUUUCGGACGUCCAGAUACCGGAAAAUUUAAUUGAUGAGUACGUGUGGAGCGGCUUGGAGAAAUGGUCGGACAAAGACGCACUGGUUUGCGGAAUGACUAAUAGAAAAUUCACAUACUACGAGACGAGGCAGGCAUGUAAGAGAUUUGCAGCUAGUCUUAAGAAGAGAGGUGCAACUCCGGGCCAAGUGUUCGCCGUGCUGUUGCCAAACGUUCCAGAAUUCGCCAUAGUCUCGCUGGGUGCCAUAGAGGCCGGUCUGGCUGUGACGACGAUCAAUCCCAUCUACACGCCAUUCGAACUCGCUCACCAGCUUAAGGACUCUGGUGCAUCGGGGGUGGUGACAAUUCCCGAGUUGCUACCCAAAGUUUUCGAAGCCCAGCAGUUAAUGAAUGAGCCCGGUGUAAAACCAUUGUACAUUAUAUCCGUCAACGGCAAAGGUCCAAGACCCGAUGGUGCGUGGGACUUUGAGGAGAUGCUCGAUCCAAUGGUGGACACUUCUAUUCUGAAAAAAAGCCGAUCGAACAGUGACGUGGCGUUCAUGCCAUACUCAAGUGGUACAACCGGUCUGUCCAAAGGCGUGUCGCUUUCGCACCGGAAUCUCUUGGCCAACAUCAUGCAGACGAGUCAUCCAGAAAUAAAUCAUUUUUAUGACACGACAGGAAAUUAUCAAGAUGUGUUGCCGUCUAUUUUACCUUUUUACCAUAUUUAUGGCCUGACAAUGAUUCUUCUUAGAGGACUAAGUUUUGGAUGUAAAUUGGUGACAUUGCCCAAACUUGAAUCGGAAUCAUUUUUGAACAUACUUAAAAACCACAAGGCAACAUUAUUGUACGUAGUACCACCAAUAGUGCUGUUGUUGGGUCAAAAUAAAAAUGUAACACAUGAACACUUUCAAAACGUAAGAAUUAUUUGUAAUGGUGCUGGUCCUGUGAAAGAAGCAGAUGCCGAAAAAGUACUUGCUAGAACCAAGAACAAAAAUGUACGUUUUUGUCAAGCGUAUGGCAUGACAGAAUCAUCGCCAGCCGUGUUCGUAUCCAGGAAUUCCUCAUUGUUCGAUUAUUUGACCGUCGGUCCUCCUAUAUCUAACACUCUAGCCAGAGUUGUCGACCCCACAGAUGACACAGUUGAAUACGGUCCCGGGGAAACUGGAGAAAUUCAAGUCAAGGGGCCACAGGUGAUGAUGGGCUACCACAACAACCCCGAAGCCACGGCUAACACUAUAAGUCCGGAAGGAUGGUUGAGCACCGGUGACAUUGGUUAUUAUAACGAUAAAAAAGAAUUCUUCAUAGUUGAUCGUAUUAAGGAGUUGAUCAAAGUCCAAGGAUACCAGGUUCCACCGGCUGAACUAGAAGGACUUCUGAGGACUCACCCCGCCGUGCUGGACGCAGCUGUCAUCGGCGUGCCAGAUGACCGAACAGGUGAGGCGCCGUUGGCGUAUGUCGUACUCGACCCAGAUAGACCAGCCGCCAGCGAGGCAGACAUGAAGACGUUCGUAGCGGAACGAGUGGCACCGUACAAGCAGAUCUCAGCCGGAGUGCGUUUCGUUAAAUCACUGCCAAAAAGCGCGGCCGGCAAAAUAUUGCGGAGGUUACUAAAGGAUGAAUACGAGAAGACCAAAGCCACCAAGUGAUCACCGGAAGUCAUGAUUUCAGCGAUUAAUAAUAAUAUAUGCAUGAUAUAAUAUUGUCAUACGUAAUCGAGUGCGAAAGUUAGAUUAAGGAAGUUGAGAAAACACUCGUCGUGUUUUACUUAACUAUCACGUUGUAUAUUAACACGUUGACCGCCAUGAGAUCUUAUAUGAGAUCUCAUCAAACAUUGUCCUGACCGCCACAGCUGGUUUUAUGUGGUUUACUAAAAAAAAUUUAAGGAAAAAAAAUUGUCUGAUUUCAUUCAAAAUUUGUACCUUAGUUUAAAAUUUUUCUGUUAAAAUGUUCCUUUUGGUUUUAACUUAAUAUAAACUGAGAUCUCAAAUUAGAUCUCAUGGCCGUAGGAUGUCACUACUAUAAAAAUUAAUUUUUUGACCAUUGCCAUGAGAUCUCAAACUAAAUCUCACUUUGAAUAAGUACUUCAAUUGAGGUUAAAUCUACUCAACUAAACUUAAAUAGGUAUUUAUUUAUUGCAUCAAAUAUAUUAUUUGAGUUAUAAAGGUAUUAUAUUAAAACAAGUUGCAUACAAUUUAUGUUGCCUUUAUUCCUAUAAAUUGCAUAAUUAUAACAAAAAAUUUAUAUGAUAUAAACAUAAUUAUAUGAAAAACAAAACUUUU
Molecule: messenger RNA, 2631 nt
Organism: Rhopalosiphum maidis (corn leaf aphid)
Lineage: Eukaryota; Metazoa; Arthropoda; Insecta; Hemiptera; Aphididae
Gene: pdgy
Product: probable 4-coumarate--CoA ligase 3
Biological process (GO): long-chain fatty acid metabolic process; fatty-acyl-CoA biosynthetic process
Cellular component (GO): mitochondrion
Molecular function (GO): long-chain fatty acid-CoA ligase activity
Source: RefSeq, a predicted model, not a curated record